AAAGCGGAGCUCCACCCAAAAGGGGAAGUUCUACUUUCAAGAUUGGUCCCCCGCUCCCCAUUAAGGAUUGGCACCUUUGGGGGGCGGGGGAGAGAGCGGUUACCCGAAUUUGACAAGUACCUGUUCCCACUUCUUCUCCGAUCGCCUAGGCUAUCGGAAGUGGAAGGUGUCCUCCCCCCUCCCUCCCGUAGUCUUUUUGGACACGUGACAGGUCCCAGAAGACUACAGGACCAUUCAGGAAGCGCAGCGCUACUCAUGCAUGCGCAGUGGGUGCCCGGCUGUGAAGCUGCAAGCUGUCACAUCCGGGUGCCCACACUGAAGAUGGCGGUGCCCAAUGAGAGAAGAAGGGUUGUAAAACUAACUGCAGAGGACACACCGAGGGACAGGUGAGUGGCUGUUGU
Molecule: messenger RNA, 401 nt
Organism: Staurois parvus
Lineage: Eukaryota; Metazoa; Chordata; Amphibia; Anura; Ranidae
Source: the annotation of a GenBank genome assembly